AUGGACUUGAUUCAGCCAAAUGCCACAAGAUUCGCCACUGUCUAUUUGACUCUCACUUGUCUUCAUGAUGAUAAAGGACCAUUGAUGACUAUGUUUACUUCUAAUGCUUGGAAGACAACUAAGGUUGCAUCAACGCCUGAAGGAAUAAGAAUCCAAAACAUGGUUUUGGAUAGUAGGCUAUGGAAGAAUAUUGUCAUAUGCCUCAAGGCUGCUGCUGCUCUCAUUACAGUGCUUCGCUUGGUAGAUUCAAAUGAAAAACUAGCCAUGGGUUUCAUAUUUGAAAGCAUGAAAAAAGGUAAAAAGCCAAAGAAACAAUCAAGACUAAUUUCGGUUGUUUAUGAACCUAUAUGGGAAAUUAUUGAUGGGAGGUGGAAAAGCCAACUGCAUAGGCCAUUGUAUGCUGCUAUGUAUUAUCUUAAUCCUCGUUAUCACUAUGAACCAAAUUUCAUGGAUGAUGAUGUUGACAUUAAGAUUGGUUUAUAUAGUUGUUUGAAAAAAUUGGUUCCUAACCAGGAAGAAAGGGAAAAGGUUGGUCUACAACUUCCUGACUUUCAUUAUGCUAGAGGCCUCUUUGGCAAUGAAACUGUAAAGAGUAGUAGAAAGGCCAUGCUACCUACUGAGUGGUGGAACUUUUAUGGAGAUAGUUGUCCAGAACUAAGGAAGUUUGCUAUCCGAGUUCUAAGUUUAACUUGUAGUUCAUCUGGUUCAUACAAAGAGAAGAAAUCGGUUGCAUCAAAAGAAAAUGAAUGA
Messenger RNA from Arachis ipaensis, 750 nucleotides. Lineage: Eukaryota; Viridiplantae; Streptophyta; Magnoliopsida; Fabales; Fabaceae. The record is from RefSeq and is a predicted model, not a curated record.